UGCUCAGUGGUAUAUAAAUGGCGACUGACUAGCAGCUUAUCGCCUUGCGUCGACCGUACAUAGUACACUCCGCAAUCACCAUGAAGACCCUCGCACUUGUGUUGGUGCUGCUGGUUGCUGUUGCUUCAGUUUCCGCACGAUGGAAGCGGCCAUGUAAGGGAAAAUACUGUGGUUACGGCUAUGGAGGUGGCUAUGGGGGCUACGGAGGAGGUUAUGGAGGAGGCUAUGGAGGCUAUGGAGGCUUCUUAGGUGGCUAUGGAGGUGGCUAUGGAGGCUACGGAGGAGGCUUUGGAGGCGGCUAUGGAGGCUACGGAGGUGGAUAUGGUUUGGGUGGAUUGGGAGGAUGGGGAGGCUAUGGCGGUGGCUAUGGAGGUUAUGGCGGUGGCUACGGCGGUGGCUAUGGCUAUGGAGGUGUUGGUGGAUACGGUGGUGGAUUCGGUGGGGGAUACGGCGGCGGCUAUGGAGGAGGAUACGGUUGGAACAUGAGAGCCUAUUGCAAAUGCCGACCCAAGUGUGGUUGGAAGCAAAAGUUUGUUGGCCCAUGCCCAUGGUGCAAGAAGGGCUGUAAGCUGGUCCUCUGCUGCAGACGAAAGUGGUAGACGGAUACUGUCGAACAUUCAUUGUCUUUUUCAAGCAGACUGACUCCCUACUUGCACUCACCUGGACAACGAAUUCGGACUGUUAUAUUUUUGCUUUAAACUGUACAGUUACUAAUAAAAGCUAUGCAGAUUA
Messenger RNA from Mya arenaria, 732 nucleotides. RefSeq names its product ctenidin-1-like. Bases 81 to 599 code for a protein of 172 amino acids. NCBI's taxonomy places the organism in Eukaryota, Metazoa, Mollusca, Bivalvia, Myida, Myidae. The record is from RefSeq and is a predicted model, not a curated record. The transcript is spliced from 4 exons.